Molecule: messenger RNA, 1265 nt
Organism: Penaeus monodon (black tiger shrimp)
Lineage: Eukaryota; Metazoa; Arthropoda; Malacostraca; Decapoda; Penaeidae
Gene: Amun
Biological process (GO): DNA repair
Molecular function (GO): catalytic activity
Source: RefSeq, a predicted model, not a curated record
UUCAACAGGAAAGGGAUGCAUAACUUUAAUCAAAACAGUUUGGCAGCAGUAAUGUUCUUCAAGAAGGUGCCCAAAAUGCCCACAACUACCGAGUUCCUCAACAGUUCUACUCCUGAGGAAUAUAAAGCUUUACUCACAGUCUAUCAUGAUGCUCUCCAAAUUAAGGCAAUGCUUAAAAAUAAGAAACAAGGAGAAAGUUUGGAAUCCUUAGACAAAUGGUACCAGGAGGAGCUUGGGGAAGCAGUGGCAUCACGUAGUCCUCCCCACAUGAUCCGGCAGGAGCUGGUCCGCCUCAUGGAUUGGAAGCUCUCCAGGGGGAAGUUCAGACCUCGCCUGAUCCAGCUCUCAGAAUCCAAUGAGGAAUCUCUCGUCAAGAGUGCAACAGAGAAGGGAAUCAAGCUUGCACAAGCUGGCAAGAUUGAAGAAGCAAUUGAAGCUCUUGUUGUUCUGAAAGGUGUGGGUCCUGCUACAGCCUCAGCCGUGCUUGCAGCAUGUGUACCAGAGAAGUGCUGUUUUUUUGCUGAUGAAGUUGCCCAUGCCAUACCUGCCCUCAGCAAACUCAAGUACACUAACAGUGAAUACAUAUUACUAAACACAGAACUUACAAGCUGUGCUGCACGCCUCAAUAAUGAGAGUGGGAAUGGAUGUGAGAAGGAAAAUAAUGAGGACCAGUGGACUCCUCAUAGGGUGGAACUGGCAGUCUGGACACACAGCCUCCUCACCCACAACAAACCCAAGUUAUUGGAUAGUGUAAGCAUCAAAAGAAGUGGAGAUGAGAGUGAGGCCCCAAAGAAGAAGAGGAAGAGGAACAAAAAAUAAAAUUAAAUGCAAAAGGUGAAAUUCACUGAUCUCUAAAAUUAUCUACCUUUUUUGUAUGGGUCCAUUGGAACAAAGUUUUGAGGCAAACCUUAAGAUUUUGAUUUGUUAUUGAUAUAGAAGCAAAUCCCAUAAAGAUAUGGGAGCUUAAUGUCACCUUGUGUUGCUUAACAAAAAAUCAUGUCUUUCCAUAUGCCAAAACCUCACUUUUUCCCCCCAAUGGAAAGCAUGAAAGUAAAAGACAAAAUAUUCAUAUUUAAGGAGAAGGAAAUGCAUAAAGCCCCUUUCUCAUUCCUAAUAAGAGUACUAGAAAUUGAAAAGCUUUCUGCUCCAUGUAUUACAACAUAACAAUCUUCCUUGAAUUAUGUUUAAUUUCUGAAUAUUAAUUAAUAGUUUAUGCUGUGUGUUGUGCACCAAAAGAUUCAUAAUAAAACAAAGUAAAUGACAGA